AUGGAAUUCGUCAAGCCUAUUACAUCCGAUCAUGAUCUAAUUGAACUUGCCAAGCGUAUUGGGGUUCAUCUCGAUGAUAUAUUUGAGUCAAACGAGAUCACAAAGCCGCUUCCGAAGAAAGGAUCAUAUCUGAUCUUGCUACGACAACCCAACAUGGAUGUAGGACACUGGCAGGCUGUUCAUGAUGGAGAAUUCUUUGAUAGUAUGGGAGAGGCAGCUCCAACCAACGAUGUUCCAGUCGCCAAGCUGACUAAAGCCCUCAAGACAGGUAAGCUAAGUCUUACUGCAAGCCAACUCAAGGGUUCAGACUCUGUUAUCCACCUCCACCCAGCUUCAUAUGAGAAAGCACUAAAGGCUCGCAAGGUCGGUCGUGGUGUUAGACUUGACAUCACACGCCAUGAGAUUAAGAAAGGGUACAAGAAGCUCCAAGGAGGAUCCAUUUGGAGUAAAAUCAAAUCGGGGUUAUCGACAGCAUUCAAAUUCGUAAAAGAUAGUGGUUUGCUCAGCAAGGGUCUGGAUGCGGCAGUGCCUGCUAUUGCUACAGCAUUUGGAGCCCCUCAAGCAGGAAUGCCCGCAAGGGCGGCUAUUAAGUCAUUGACAGGAGUUGGAGUAUAUGACUCUGACAGUGAUGUAGAGAAAGAAGGUGGUCGUAUUUCGGUAGCGGAUGUUAAGAAGGCGGCGAAAAAUGCUCUCGGGUAUGCUAAACGUAAGGGGAUUCUAACUGAUGCAGUCGAUGCAGGCGAGAAGUUUCUACUAUCAAAAGCAACCAAGCCAGAGCAUGAGAACCUGAUCAAAUCGGUUCGAGGUGAGGUAAAGAGACGCUAUGGUGUAGGAGUCCCUAAGAAACCAGCUAAAGGUUCGCCCGAAAUGAAGGCUAAGAUGGCUGCACUCCGUGCUAAACGUAAGAAAGCAAUGAUUGCUGGCUCUUUUCGAUUAAAUUAG
Molecule: messenger RNA, 942 nt
Organism: Phytophthora nicotianae INRA-310
Lineage: Eukaryota; Oomycota; Peronosporomycetes; Peronosporales; Peronosporaceae
Exons: 2
Coding region: 1-942 (313 amino acids)
Source: RefSeq, a predicted model, not a curated record